AUGCGGGUUUCUGCCGAGUAUCUAUUCCAAUUGGAAAAUCAUAUCUCCUGCGCCCUAACCGAUUUCCACGUCACUGGCUUUACCCAACCAGUUCCUCUCUACCCCUUACUAGCAGGAUAUGUGAUGGGUUUUGGAGCUGGACUAGGACUAACCACUCAUUUUGCGAUGACAGGAAUCGCGUUAUUCUUUACCUAUCAAAUCGGCGCAAUGAUUGUAUGUUUCGUAAGGAAACAUCAAAGUAUAGCGGGGACAUUGAAGAAAUAUGAGAUUCCAAAACUGGGAAUAAUCCUAAUGGCGAUUUAUUUUCUGUCGUAUAUUGCAAGUGUUCCUGGAAUCUUCGCAACUCUUGGUGUCCCAGAAAACAAGAAAUUCGAGUAUGUCCAAUCGACCUAUCCAGAAUACCUCCUCUCCUUCCAAUCCCUUCCAAACUUCUCAAUCUACGAGACAACUUCUAGUUUCGCAAUUCUCAUUGCCUAUGCCGUCGGUGGCGGAUCUCUCGCCUUUAUUGUAUUCGUUCUAGUCCUUCUGAACAUAUUUCGAAUGUUGAGUCUUCUGAAACCCAAAGUUUCUCGUUCCAACUAUCGAAAGCAUCGAGCUGCCAUCUGGAGUCUUCUCGCUCAAUUCGCCACGUCAUCAGUGAUUUUCGUGCCGCCCAUUGUUUGUGUUUUCGUGAUUUUAAUUGGUAUAAAUGGAUCGCAGUUAAUAAUCGAAAUUCUUCUCAUGAUCGCCUGCCUUCACUCUCCACUGAACUGCAUUGUUCUAGUCAUAACAUUCCCUCCGUAUCGGCUUUUCGUUAUCGACCUAAUUCUCAGAAGACGUAAGCCGAAACCAAUUGGGAUGUCUACUGUAUCAUUGAGACCAUCGGUUAUGUUUAAACAAUUUUUUCCAAGUCAUCCAAUCGUUGGUGAUCAACUCUACAAUUCGACUGUCUGGGGAUCAACAAAAGGAAAAAAUGCAGAGUAUCAGAAGAGUUUUGGGGAGCUCUGCGAAGAUGUUCGAAACACGCACAAAUCUGAAAAUUGGCACGAGAAACCGAAUCCGGAUUUCGAACAACGAAUGGAGCAUCUCGCCGCCGAUUCUACAGAAAUCACACCGGAAACGCCAGGACUUUCUGUAGAUCAACGACCGGAAUUUGAUGAAAUUUGUCAGAAAUGCAAUGUGGAGUCGAAGAAAGUGCCCGAUAAUCAUUAUCAGUUGUUCUUGCAUUGUUUGAAAUAUGAGACACCGAAAUGGUGUUUUAAAACGGAAUUGCCGGAAUGGGCGGUUCAAAAGUAA
Caenorhabditis remanei is the source of this 1275-nucleotide messenger RNA. RefSeq lists its product as uncharacterized. The record is from RefSeq and is a predicted model, not a curated record. NCBI's taxonomy places the organism in Eukaryota, Metazoa, Nematoda, Chromadorea, Rhabditida, Rhabditidae. Bases 1 to 1275 code for a protein of 424 amino acids. The transcript has 8 exons.